AUGGCAGGCGUUUCCUUUUCUGAGAUUCUUGCUGGCAAUAACAUGAACAUGGAUAAGACACCGAUCGCAGGCGGCGGCGGCGGCGGCGAUGCAGGAGGAGGUAGCGGCGCCGGCAAUGGCCCGGAGACGCAAUCCUCGUCCGACGCGGUGGCGCCUUCGCCGACUCCUCAUACGGAGUGCGACAUCAGCAGCAUGCCGGACUCCCCCCUGCGCAAGCCCGGCCACCGGCGCGCGCUCUCAGAGAUCAUCGGCCUCCCCGACGACCUGGACCUCGGCGCCCCCGGCGCGGGCGAUGCGCCCGCGCUGUCGGACGAGAACGAGGAGGAGCUCUUCUCCAUGUUCCUGGACGUUGAUAAGCUGAAUUCGCGGUGCGGGGCGUCAGAGUCGGAGUCAUCGUGCGCCAUGGCCGGGGGUCGGGGAGAGGCAACUGAGACGUCUGCGGCGCCUGGGGCAGGUCAUGGGCAGAGGCAUCAUCACAGGCACUCGAUGGACGCCUCGAGCUCCAUCAACGCAGAGCAUCUGUUCGGGACAACGGCAAUGGAAGGGGUGUCGCCGGCAGGGGUGAAGAAGGCAAUGUCCGCCGCAAAGCUUGCCGAGCUAGCGCUCAUCGAUCCAAAGAAGGCAAAAAGGAUUAUAAAUAAUAGACAGUCAGCAGCAAGAUCAAAAGAAAGGAAGAUGAGGUACAUUGCUGAACUUGAGCGGAAGGUGCAGUUCAUGCAGAGAGAAGCCACAGCACUGGCAACCCAGCUGGCAUUGCUACAGAGAGACACAGCUGGGCUGACGGUUGAGAACAGCGAACUGAAGAUACGUCUGCAGAGCACAGAACAACAAGUCCACCUACAAGAUGCUCUGAACGAGGCCCUGAAAUCGGAGCUGCAGCGGCUGAAGGUGGCGACAGGGCAGAUGGGCAAUCAGAUGAUGAUGAACUUCGCCGGACCGCCGCACGCUUUCAGUGGUGGGAAUCAGCAGGUCUUCCACCACCCCAGGCAAGCAAUGCCGCCGUUCCUGGCGAUGCAGCAGCACCCCAACCAGCCGUUGCACCCUUUGCAGACGCAGCAGCUGCAGCAGGCUGCGCUCAGCCUGAACAUGAAACGGCCGCAGGCGGCAGCUCCUCCCGGCCAGUGGCAAUGGGGUGGUGAUGCGUGGUCGGAGAACAGCAGCAGCUGA
This is a messenger RNA of Miscanthus lutarioriparius, 1167 nucleotides long. NCBI's taxonomy places the organism in Eukaryota, Viridiplantae, Streptophyta, Magnoliopsida, Poales, Poaceae. The record is from the annotation of a GenBank genome assembly.